Messenger RNA from Elgaria multicarinata webbii, 16249 nucleotides. It is a transcript of the gene FAT4, whose product is annotated as FAT atypical cadherin 4. Bases 3 to 15074 code for a protein of 5023 amino acids. Gene Ontology annotation, cellular component: plasma membrane; adherens junction; catenin complex. NCBI's taxonomy places the organism in Eukaryota, Metazoa, Chordata, Lepidosauria, Squamata, Anguidae. The record is from RefSeq and is a predicted model, not a curated record. Gene Ontology annotation, biological process: cell morphogenesis; homophilic cell-cell adhesion; cell-cell junction assembly. Gene Ontology annotation, molecular function: cadherin binding; calcium ion binding. The transcript has 17 exons.
UCAUGGGCCUCUCAGCCAGGAGCAGGGCUUCUUCUGCUUGGCUUCCCCACUUCUUCGCCUUGCUCUGGCUGCUGCCGCUACAUGCCUCCGCUGAACCCAGGCAGCUUUUCCAGGUGUUGGAGGAGCAACCCCCGGGCACCUGGGUAGGGACCAUUGCCAUCCGCCCGGGCUUCACCUACCGCUUAAGUGAGCACCAUGCUCUUUUCUCCAUCAAUGCCACUUCGGGCGACUUGCACACCCGCGCCACCAUCGACCGAGAGAGCCUGGCCAGCGACGUCAUGGACCUGGUGGUGCUCUCCAGCCAGCCAACCUAUCCCAGCGAGGUGCGCAUCGUGGUGCUGGACCUGAAUGACAACGCGCCUGUCUUCCCAGACCCGUCCAUCGUGGUGACUUUCAAGGAGGACACAGGCAGCGGCCGACAGCUCAUCCUGGACACAGCUACUGAUGCGGACAGCGGGACCAAUGGCGUGGACCACAGCUCCUACCGCAUUGUGGGUGGCAACGAAGAAGGCCGCUUCCGACUCAACAUCACUCUCAACCCUAGUGGCGAAGGGGCCUUCCUGCACUUGGUCUCUCGGGGUGGGCUGGAUAGAGAGGCCACCCCUGCCUACCAGCUGCUGGUGCAGGUGGAGGACAAAGGGCAGCCCCGGAGGCGUGGAUACUUACAAGUCAAUGUCACUGUGCAGGAUACCAAUGACAACCCACCUGCCUUCAGUCAGACCCUCUACCAAGCUCGCGUUCCUGAGGAUGCACCUGUCGGAGCCAGUGUUCUGCAGGUGGCGGCAGCGGAUGCUGACGAGGGCACCAACGCUGACAUCCGAUAUCGCCUGGAGGGGGUAGAAAGUGUUGGCGGAGAUGGUGCCGUGGCACUUCCUUUUGAGGUGGACCCCGAAAGUGGGGUCAUCCGCAUCCGGGAGGUGCUGGACUAUGAGUCUCGUCGGCAGUACUCCCUCACGGUUCAGGCCACGGACCGAGGAGUGCCUGCUUUAAGUGGCCGUACCGAGGCUCUGAUCCGCCUGCUGGAUGUGAAUGAUAAUGAGCCGCGGGUCAAAUUUCGCUACUUCCCUGCCACCUCCCGCUUUGCCUCGGUGGAUGAGAAUGCCGCCCCUGGCACAGUGGUGGCGCUGCUGACCGUGAGCGAUGCUGAUUCGCCGGCGGCCAAUGGGAAUAUCUCGGUGUCUAUCUUGGGUGGGAAUGAGCAGCGCCAUUUUGAGGUGCAGAGCAGCAAAGUUCCCAACCUCAGCCUGAUCAAAGUGGCAGCUGCUCUUGACCGGGAACGUAUACCCACCUAUAACCUCACUGUGGCUGUGACUGACAAUUUUGGAGCUGCUUCCCCUCCCCCUAGUUCACUCCCGUCUUCCCUGAGCCCAGAAGGAGCUAUUCCUGCCCCAGUGAGCCGCUCCUCUGUGGCUAGCCUGGUCAUCUUUGUGAACGACAUCAAUGACCACCCACCAGUCUUUGGGCAGUUGGUUUACCAAGUGAAUAUCAGUGAAGAGGUGCCACCUGGCAGCUAUGUACAAGGCCUGAGUGCUACUGAUCGUGACUCCGGCCUUAACGCCAACCUCAAGUACAACAUAGUUUCUGGCAAUGAGCUGGGCUGGUUCUGCAUUAGUGAGCACAGUGGCCUAGUCACCACUCAGAGCCGUGAUACUAACAUGGGUAGAGCUCUGUUGGGUGUAUCCGGCCCGAGCAUGGCAGCAUCGGGUGGGCUGGACCGGGAAAUAGCUUCACAGGUGGUGUUGAACAUCAGUGCCCGUGACCAAGGUGUGCAGCCCAAAAUUUCCUAUGCCCAACUGGUAGUGAAUAUCCUGGAUGUUAAUGAUGAGAGACCCCGGUUUAGCCAGGCAGAUGGCUAUAAUGUGUCUGUGCCAGAGAAUUCCCCUUCAGGAACUGAGUUGCUAGUCCUCAUGGCUGUCGAUCGUGACUUGGGAGAUAAUGGGACUGUCCGCUUCUCCUUGCAGGAGACUGAGCCAGGGGGGCCUGCAGGUAGUUCCUUGAUGGCUACAUGGAGGAUUUUUCGCCUGGAUCCUGUAUCGGGCAGACUCAGUACAAUCUCACAGUUAGAUAGGGAAGAACAGGGACAAUACUCACUGCAGGUCCUGGCUACUGAUCUAGGUGCUCCGGCCCUCUCCUCAGUGGUUCAAAUCAAUGUGACCUUGCUUGAUGUGAAUGAUAACAGUCCCCUAUUCUACCCUGUCCAAUACUUUGCCCAUGUCCAAGAAAAUGAACCUGCAGGCAGCUAUGUUACCACUGUGUCUGCCAGUGACCCCGACCUUGGUAUCAAUGGGACAGUUAGGUACAGCAUCUCAGCAGGAGACAACUCCAGGUUUCAAAUUCAUAGCCAGACAGGGGUUAUCACCACCAAAACAGUCCUGGAUAGGGAGGAAAAGACAGCUUACCAACUACAAGUAGUGGCUAGUGAUGGUGGAAACCUCCAGUCCCAAAACCAGGCAAUAGUUACAGUGACUGUCUUGGAUACACAGGAUAAUCCCCCAGUAUUUAGCCAGGAUAUAUACAGCUUUGUGGUGUUCGAAAACGUUGCCCUGGGUUUUCAUGUCGGUGGUGUUUCUGCUUCCACUAUGGACCUCAACACCAACAUCACUUACCUUAUCACAACAGGCGACCACAGGGGCAUGUUUGAAAUUAACAAAAUGACAGGCCUGAUCACCACCGCCAGUGUUAUUGAUCGUGAGGAGGAAGCGUUUUAUCAGCUGAAAGUGGUGGCUAAUGGUGGAGCAAUCACUGGGGAUGCUUUGGUCAAUAUAACAGUCAAAGAUUUAAAUGACAAUUCCCCCCAUUUUCUUCAUGCCGUGGAAAGUGUGAAUGUGGUUGAGAACUGGAGCACUGGGCACACCAUAUUCCAAGCCAAAGCUGUUGACCCUGAUGAAGGAGUCAACGGCAUGGUCCUUUACAGCCUAAAGCAGAAUCCCAAGGACCUAUUUAGUGUCGAUGAGCAAAGUGGUGCCAUCCGUUUGACAGGGCCGCUGGACAUAAAUGCUGGGUCUUACCAAGUGGAGAUUAUGGCCUCUGACUUGGGAGUCCCAAGACGCUCGUCUACUUUCAUUUUAACCAUUUCUGUUCAUGACGUAAAUGACAACCCACCAGUGUUUGACCAACUUUCCUAUGAAGUCACUAUUUCUGAACUGGAGCCUGUGAACUCCAGGUUCUUCUGUGUGCAUGCUUCUGACAAGGACUCAGGCACAAAUGGAGAAAUAGCUUAUAACAUAAUUGAAGGAAAUACUGGAGAUGCCUUUGGCAUCUUUCCAGAUGGCCAGCUGUAUAUAAAGAGUGAGCUGGACCGGGAACUUCAGGAAAGAUACACGCUACUGGUUGUGGCUUCUGAUAGAGCAGUAGAACCGCUCAGUGCCACAGUGAAUGUCACCAUCAUCCUGGAAGAUGUAAAUGAUAAUAGGCCAUUGUUUAACAGUACCAACUAUGUUUUCUAUUAUGAAGAGGAGCAGGAGGGCGGAUCAUUUGUGGGGAAAAUAAGUGCGGUUGACAAAGACUCCGGAUCUAAUGGCGAAGUCAGAUAUUCAUUUGAGCACAUGCAGCCUGAUUUUGAAUUGAAUGCAAUAAGUGGGGAAAUAAAAAGUACUCAUCAGCUGGACAGGGAAUCCCUUAUGAGGCAAAGGGGAGCUGCCGUGUUUACACUUACAGUUAUUGCAACUGAUCAAGGGUUGCCAAAGCCUUUAAGGGAUCAGGCAACUGUGCAGGUUUAUUUGAAGGAUAUAAAUGAUAAUGUGCCAAAGUUUUUAAAAGAACUUUACCAAGCUACAAUCUCAGAAUUAGCUGCAAACCUGACACAGGUUUUAAGAGUUUCUGCUUCAGAUGUUGAUGAAGGUAAUAAUGGACUGAUCCACUAUUCUGUAAUUAAGGGCAAUGAAGAAAACCAAUUUACAAUAGACAGUGGCACCGGCCAGGUGACUUUGAUUGGCAAACUGGACCACGAGGCUACUGCAGCUUACUCCCUUACCAUCCAAGCAGUAGAUUCUGGGACAGUUUCCCUAAGCUCAGUUUGUACACUGAACAUUGAUGUACUGGAUGAAAAUGACAACAGCCCUUCAUUUCCUAAAUCAACCCUGUUUGUUGAUGUCUUGGAAAACAUGAGAAUUGGGGAACUGGUAUCUUCUGUCACUGCCACUGAUUCGGAUUCAGGUGACAAUGCUGACCUUCAUUAUAGUAUUACAGGGACAAACAAUCAUGGAACAUUUAGCAUUAGUCCCAACACUGGCAGUAUUUUCCUUGCAAAAAAGUUGGAUUUUGAAACACAAUCAAUGUACAAAUUAAACAUCACGGCAAAAGACAAAGGAAGGCCUCCGCAGUCCUCUACCAUGUCGGUUGUAAUAUAUGUCAGGGAUUAUAAUGACAACCCGCCUAAGUUUCCACCUGGGGACAUUUUUAAGUCUAUUGUUGAGAACAUUCCUGUUGGAAGCUCUGUCAUUUCUGUAACUGCUCAUGAUCCAGAUGCAGAUAUCAAUGGGCAGUUAGCAUAUACAAUCAUUCAGCAGAUGCCAAGAGGGAACCAUUUCCAUAUAGAUGAAGUCAAAGGAAUGAUAUAUACCCAUGCUGAAAUAGACCGUGAAUUUGCUAAUCUCUUUGAAUUAACAGUGAAAGCCACUGACCAGGCCGUCCCUGUAGAAUCUAGAAGAUUUGCUUUGAAAAAUGUGACCAUUCUAGUAACUGACCAGAAUGACAAUGUUCCUGUGUUUGUAUCACAAAACGCUCUUGCUGCAGACCCCUCUGUUGUGAUUGGUACUGUCCUAACUACAAUUGUUGCUGCCGAUCCUGAUGAAGGAUCAAAUGGGGAGGUUGAAUAUGAAAUAAUUAAUGGAGACACAGACACCUUCAUUGUGGAUCGCUACAGUGGGGAACUGAGAGUCUCGUCAAGUUUAAUACCAUCACAGCUUAUGUACAGCUUCAUAGUUUCAGCCUCAGAUCUUGGCCCUGAGAGAAAAAAAUCAACCACUGAGAUGACUGUCAUUCUACAAGGACUUGAUGGCCCGGUUUUCACUCAGCCAAAAUAUAUUACCAUUUUAAAAGAAGGUGAACCGAUUGGGACUAAUGUGAUAUCCAUAGAAGCAGCUAGUCCUAGGGGAAAUGAGGCUCUAGUGGAGUAUUUCAUCGUUUCAGUGCGUUGUGAAGAUAAAAUGUUUGGCAGACUCUUUACAAUUGGGCGCCAUACUGGUGUGAUCCAGACUGCUGCUAUUUUGGACAGGGAACAAGGAGCCCGCCUGUACCUGGUGGACGUUUAUGCCAUUGAAAAAUCUGCUGCUUUGCCACGAACCCAGAGAGCAGAGGUGGAAAUAACUCUUCAAGAUGUCAAUGAUAACCCACCAGUGUUUCCUACAGAUAUGCUUGAUCUGACUGUAGAAGAGAAUAUAGGAGAUGGGUCUAAAAUAAUGCAGUUGACAGCCAUGGAUGCUGACGAGGGUGCAAAUGCUCUUGUCACUUACACUAUCAUCAGUGGUGCAGAUGACAGCUUUCACGUGGAUCCGGAAUCAGGGGAGUUGAUAGCCACUAAGCGUUUGGAUCGAGAACGCCGCUCCAAAUAUUCUCUGCUGGUUCGUGCUGAUGAUGGCCUGCAGUCUUCAGAUAUGCGAAUAAACAUUACUGUUAGUGAUGUUAAUGAUCACAUACCCAGGUUCUCCAAACUAUGGUAUUCUUUUGACAUACCAGAAGAUACCACACCAGGUUCUUUAGUAGCAGCCAUCUUAGCUACUGAUGAAGAUUCAGGCGUGAAUGGAGAAAUCACAUACACUGUGAGUGAAGAUGAUGGAGAUGGAACUUUUUUCCUGAAUCCAGUCACUGGAGUUUUCAACUUAACUUGUGUGUUAGACUAUGAAGUGCAGAAAUAUUACAUUCUUACAGUUCGUGCGGAAGAUGGAGGUGGACAAUCUACCAUUGUCAGAGUUUAUUUCAACAUAUUAGAUGUAAAUGAUAAUUCUCCAAUAUUCAGCAUGUCUUCUUACAGCACGUCUUUGAUAGAGAACCUACCUCCAGGAUCCACUAUCCUUAUUUUCAAUGUUACUGAUGCAGAUGAUGGUUCUAAUUCACAAUUGUCCUACAGUAUUACUUCUGGAGAUAGCCUAGGCCAAUUUAAUAUUGACAGAAAUGGAGUUCUAAGCAUCAGGCAGCCAUUGGACCGUGAAAGCCAAUCUUUCUACAGCCUUGUUGUUCAAGUUCACGAUAUGGCAUCUCUUCCAGCCUCCAGAUACACCAGCACAACACAAGUAUCUAUUAUUCUGCUUGACGUGAAUGAUAACCCUCCAAGUUUUAUCUCUCCCAAGUUGACCUACAUCCCAGAGAAUACACCUAUUGACACCAUUGUAUUCAAAGCCCAAGCAACUGACCCAGAUAGUGGUCCAAACAGCUACAUUGAGUAUAAUCUGUUAAAUCCCUUAGGAAAGAAAUUCAGUAUUGGUACUAUUGAUGGAGAAGUAAGACUCACUGGAGAACUUGACAGAGAAACAAUUUCUAAUUACACUGUAACUAUAAUUGCUACGGACAAAGGACAACCAUCUCUUUCUUCAUCUACUGAUGUAGUUGUGAUAGUCCUUGACAUCAAUGAUAAUAACCCCGUUUUUGCUCAAAAAUUAUACAAAAUUGAGAUUGCAGAAAAUAUUUUGACAGGGACAGAUGUGAUCCAGAUAUUUGCUUCAGAUGGAGAUGAGGGUUCCAAUGGGCAAGUUCGUUAUGCCAUCAUCAGUGGAAACACUCAUAAUGAGUUUCGGAUUGACUCUGUCACAGGGGUAAUAACUGUAGCUAAACCUUUGGACCGAGAGAAAAAGCCUUCCUAUUCAUUAACAGUUCAGUCAACUGAUCGUGGAAGUAGCCCACGGAUGGAUACCACUAUGCUCAACAUUAUUCUGAUGGAUGUUAAUGAUUACAUUCCUACAUUUGAGCUCUCUCCCUAUUUGGUAAAUGUCCCAGAAAAUUUGGAAACAUUACCAAAGGUCAUUCUUCAGGUUGUAGCAAGGGAUGAUGAUCAAGGCCUAAAUAGCAAAUUGACCUAUCUCCUUAUUGGUGGAAAUGAAGAUGGUGCCUUUAUACUUUCAGCCAAUGGGGAGCUCCACCUUGUUCAGAGCUUGGACAGAGAAAAAAGGGACCAAUAUAUCAUGCUGAUCACAGCAGCAGAUUCAGGAAGUCCGGCCCUUACUGGUACUGGGACUAUUGCUGUCAAAGUAGAUGAUGUCAAUGAUAACAUCCCUAAAUUUGCCUUUAAUAUGUAUUCCAAAACCAUUCCGGAGGAUGCGCCUACGGGGACAGAUGUUUUGCUUGUAAACUCCUCAGAUUCUGAUGCAUCAGUGAAUGCUAUUAUCAGCUAUAGUCUUAGUGGUGGAAAUUCGCAGUUCACAAUCAACCCUUCCACUGGACAGAUCAUCACAAGUGCUUUGUUGGACAGAGAGACGAAGGAAAACUACACUUUGAUCAUUGUGGCCAAGGAUGGCGGCUUCCCAAAGAUGCUUUCGAGUUCUACAAGUGUUCUUGUCACUAUUGCAGAUAUCAAUGACAAUCCCCCCAAAUUUCAACAUCAUCCUUAUGUCACUCAUAUUCCCUCACCAACAAGUUCAGGUACAUUUGUAUUUGCAGUGACAGUUACAGAUGCUGAUGCUGGACCUAAUGCUGAGCUUCACUAUUCCCUUUCCGGAAAGAAUUCUGAAAAAUUCCAUAUUGAUCCAACGCGAGGUGCGAUUAUGGCUGCUGACCGACUGUCUGGGACUUCUGAAAUGACCUUUUCUGUUAACGUGAAUGAUGGCAGUCUGCGCCCCAAGACAGAUUCUACAACCGUGACUGUAAGAUUUGUGAACAGAGCAGAUUUUCCUCAAGUGCAAGCUGGACAGCACAGUUUCACAUUUCCCGAAAAUCAAGCAGUUGGCACUUUUGUCACUUCUAUUUCUGGAUUGUCAUCCAGAGGCGAUUCUUUGUCCUAUUAUAUUGCCAGUGGUAACCUCGGCAGCUCUUUUCAGAUUGACCAACUAACAGGGCAGGUCUCCAUCAGCCAACCUUUAGAUUACGAAGCAAUACAGAAAUAUGUUGUCUGGAUUGAAGCAAGAGAUAUGGGCUUUCCCCCAUUUUCUUCUUAUGUAAAACUAGUAAUUACAGUGAUAGACAUAAAUGAUAAUGCACCACUAUUUGAACAAGAUCCAUUCAUUGCUGAAGUGCUAGAGAACCUUUUGCCUUCUAAAAUAAUUACUGUAACUGCCGUGGACAAAGACAGCGGUCUCAAUGGACAGUUAAAUUAUGAAAUAAUCAGUGGCAAUACGGAGAACAGUUUCAGUAUCCAUCACGCCAAUGGCGAAAUCAGAAGUCUCAGACCUUUAGACAGGGAGAAUGUGGCCCAGUACACCCUAACUAUAAAAGCAUCCGAUAGAGGUAUCCCUAUUCAGAGUUCAACUGUCCAGGUAGUUAUUAAUGUGUUAGAUGAAAAUGAUAAUGCACCCAAAUUUUCUCAGAUAUUCAGUGCUCUUGUACCUGAAAAUGCACCUUUGGGUUACACUGUUACACGAGUCACAACAUCAGAUGAAGAUAUUGGCAUCAAUGCUGUCAGCAGAUAUUCAAUAAGGGAUACAAGUAUACCAUUUGUUAUAAAUCCCACCACAGGGGAUAUAACCAUUAGCAGGCUUCUAAACAGGGAAGAUACGGAUCGCUACAGAAUCAGAGUUUCAGCACAUGACUCUGGAUGGACAGUUAGCACAGACGUGACCAUAUUUGUGACAGAUAUCAAUGACAAUUCCCCACGAUUUACAAAACCAUCCUAUUACCUAGAUUGUCCUGAACAUAAUGAAGUUGGAUCAAAGGUGACCCAGAUAUCUGCAACCGAUCCAGAUGAUGGAUCUAAUGGGCAGGUUUUCUAUUUCAUUAAAUCACAGUCAGAGUUUUUCCGAAUUAAUGCUUCUACGGGGACAAUUUUCAAUAAGCAGUCUUUAAAGUUCCAAAACUCCAGUGGUUCCAGCAAUGUAAAUCUUAACAGGCACAGUUUCAUAGUUACCUCCUCGGAUCGAGGCACCCCCCCUUUGCUGAGUGAGACAACAGUCACAAUCAACAUUGUGGAUAGUAACGACAAUGCUCCCCAGUUUCUCUCCAGUCAAUAUUUUACACCCGUCACAAAAAAUGUAGCUGUUGGGACCAAACUAAUUAAAGUUACUGCAGUCGAUGCGAGGGACUUUGGUCUAAAUUCAGAAGUUGAAUAUAUUAUUUCAAAUGACAACCUAACAGGUAAAUUUAACUUGGAUAGUAAUACAGGCUGGAUCUCAGUAGCAUCUUCGUUGAUGAACGAUAUGAAUAAAAAGUUUCUAGUCAAAGUAAAAGCUAAGGACAAAGGUAACCCUCCUCUCUCAUCAGAAGUGACUGUGCAGAUAGUGGUAACAGAGGAAAAUUACCAUACACCAGAGUUCUCUCAAAGCCAUAUGAGUAUAACUGUUCCUGAGAGUCAUGCUGUUGGGGCUAUUCUCAGGACUGUGUCAGCAAGGGACAAAGAUGCUGCUAUGAAUGGACUAAUCAAAUACAAUAUUUCUUCGGGAAACGAGGCUGGGAACUUUGCAAUUAACUCAUCUACUGGUGCGUUAAGGCUUGCCAAGUCCCUUGAUUACGAGUUAUACCAAAUACACAAGAUGACUGUUAGUGCUAUAGAUGGAGGGUGGCUUGCUAGGACAGGGUACUGUAGCAUCACCGUGAAUGUCAUUGAUGUGAAUGAUAACUCUCCGGCUUUCAGCCCUGAGGACUACUUUCCAAGUGUUUUAGAAAAUGCACCAAGUGGGACAACUGUUAUUCAUCUCAGUGCAACCGAUGCUGAUUCUGGACCUAAUGCUGUGAUUGCCUAUGCAGUUCAGUCUUCGGACAGUGAUCUGUUUGUGAUUGAUCCCAAUACUGGAAUUAUCACUACUCAAGGCUUUCUAGACUAUGAAACAAAACAGAGCUAUCAUUUAACCAUCAAGGCAUUUAAUGUUCCUGAUGAAGAGAGGUGCAGCUUUGCUAACGUCAACAUCCAUUUAAAAGGAACGAAUGAGUAUGUGCCACGGUUUGUGUCCAAGCUUUACUAUUUUGAGGUUUCUGAAGCAGCUUCUAAAGGCACUAUUGUGGGCGAAGUCUUUGCAAGUGAUCGUGAUAUGGGCACUGAUGGCGAAGUCCACUAUCUCAUCUUUGGCAAUAGCAGAAGAAAGGGUUUCCAAAUUGAUGACAGCAGUGGGCAGAUUUAUGUCACUGGUCCUCUUGACAGGGAAAAAGAAGAAAGGAUCUCUCUGAAGGUGCUUGCAAAAAAUGCUGGAAGCAUUCGUGGUGCAGAUAUAGAUGAAGUGGUUGUGAAUAUCACAAUACUAGAUGCCAAUGACCCCCCUGUUUUCAGCUUGGAGGUCUACAAUGUACAAAUCAGUGAAGGUGUUCCAACUGGAACCCAUGUCACGUUUGUAAGUGCCUUUGACUCCGACUCUCUCCCUAGCUGGAACAGGUUCUCCUAUUUUAUUGGUAAUGGGAACAACGAUGGUGCCUUUUCAAUUAAUCCACAGACAGGACAGGUUACAGUGACUGCAGAAUUGGAUCGAGAGACUUUACCAGUGUACAAUUUAUCUGUGUUAGCAAUUGACUCAGGAGCACCAUCAGCUACAGGAAGUGCCUCUUUACUGGUAACUUUGGAAGAUAUCAAUGAUAAUGGGCCUAUCCUUUCCACCACUGAAGGGGAAAUAAUAGAAAAUAUCCGCGCUGGCACCCUUGUGAUGGCCCUUCAGUCAUCUGAUCCUGAUCUUCCUCCAAAUCAAGGCCCCUUUUCUUAUUAUUUGCUGAGCACUGGCACAGCAACCAGUUAUUUUAGUCUUAGCACUGCUGGUGUUUUAACCACAACUCGAGAAAUUGACAGAGAACAAAUUUGUGAUUUCUAUUUGUCAGUGAUUACAAGAGACUCCGGCAUUCCUCAGAUGUCUUCCACAGGAACUGUACACAUAAAAGUAAUAGAUCAGAAUGAUAACCCAUCCCAACCUAGAACAGUAGAGAUCUUUGUUCAUUAUUAUGGCAAUCUGUUCCCUGGAGGAACAUUAGGCAAUGUAAAACCUCAGGAUCCAGAUGUUUUAGACAGCUUUCAGUGUUCUCUUACUUCAGGAGUUACAAGCCUCUUCAAUAUUCCACCAGGCACUUGUGAAUUGAAUUCCCUGGCAAGGUCUACAGAUGGGACAUUUGAUCUGACUGUCCUAAGCAAUGAUGGGUUACACAAUGCAGUUACUAGCAGUAUUCGGGUUUUCUUUUCAGGAUUCAGCAAUGCCACUAUUGAUAAUAGUAUUCUGCUUCGUCUCAGUGUGCAAUCUUUGAGAGAAUUUUUGACCAAUCACUACCUUCAUUUUUUGCGAAUUGCCAAUUCACAGUUAAUUGGAUUAGGAACUGCUGUGCAACUCUAUGGAGUUUAUGAGGAGAGCAAUCGGACGUUUUUGAUGGCAGCUGUGAAGCGGAACAACUAUCAGUAUGUGAAUCCUGGUGGUGUGACUACCUUCUUUGAAAGCAUCAAAGAAAUCCUCUUUCGCCAAAGUGGAGUUCGGAUAGAAUCUGUGGACCAUGACUCAUGUUUACAAAAUCCUUGUCAAAAUGGAGGUAGCUGCUUAAGAAAACUAGGUGUGAGUCCUAAAUUAAGGAGCCAUGACAGUGUUCCAGUCAUCAUUGUGGCAAAUGAACCUCUUCAGCCUUUUACAUGCAGAUGUAUGCCAGGAUAUGAUGGAACCUUGUGUGAAACAGACAUAGACGAAUGUCUCCCAUUGCCUUGCCACAAUGGUGGAACUUGCCAUAACCUAGUGGGAGGAUUUUCUUGCACUUGUUCCAGUGGCUUUACCGGAAUGGCCUGUGAGAGAGAUAUCAAUGAAUGCUUGUCCAACCCUUGUAAAAAUGGUGCUCUCUGCCAGAACUUCCCAGGAAACUUCAACUGUGUUUGCAAAGCUGGUUAUACAGGGAAAAGCUGUGACUCCACUGUCAAUUACUGUGAAUGCAAUCCCUGUUUCAAUGGAGGAUCCUGUCAAAGUGGAGUGGACGGAUAUUACUGCCAUUGUCCAUUUGGUGUUUUUGGAAAGUAUUGUGAAGUGAACAGUUAUGGAUUUGAAGAAUUGUCCUACAUGGAAUUCCCCAGUAUGGAUCCAAACAACAAUUAUAUUUACAUAAAAUUUGCAACUAUUAAAAGUAAUGCUCUCAUGUUGUAUAACUAUGACAACCAGACUGGAGACCGGGCGGAAUUCCUGGCCCUCGAAAUAACAGAAGAGAGGCUGAGAUUCUCAUACAACCUUGGCAGUGGCACAUAUAAACUUACCACAGCAAAGAAGGUGUCUGAUGGACAAUUUCACACUGUCAUUGCCCGGAGGGCUGGAAUGGCCGCAUCCUUGACUGUGGACUCCUGCUCAGAGGAACAGGAACCAGGCUACUGCACUGUUAGCAAUGUGGCUGUAUCUAGUGACUGGACUCUAGACGUACAACCAAACAGAGUCACCAUUGGAGGUAUCAGAUCCUUGGAGCCAAUACUUCAAAGGAAGGGACAGGUGGAAAGUCAUGAUUUUGUGGGUUGCAUAAUGGAAUUUGCAGUCAAUGGACGUCCCUUAGAACCCAGCCAAGCUUCGUCAGCUGAAGGAAUCCUAGAUCAGUGUCCUAGGCUGGAAGGAACUUGUGCUAUGAACCCUUGUCAACAUGGUGGCACAUGUGUGGAUUACUGGUCUUGGCAGCAGUGUCAUUGCAAGGAAGGACUGACCGGAAAACACUGUGAAAAAUAUGUUACAGCCGACACUGCCUUAUCAUUCGAAGGCAAAGGGCGUCUUGAUUACCACCUAAGACAGAAUAGGAAAUGGGAAUACAUGAUGCGAUCUAGCAUUGGAAAUGCCAUUUUGGAGCCUCAAAGUAUGGAUAGUAUAGAAGUCAAGUUCAGGACAAGGAGUAAAAGUGGAGUCUUAAUUCAUAUCCAGGAAAGCAGCAAUUAUACUACUGUGAAGAUAAAAGGUGGCAAAGUGCAGUAUGUCUCUGAUGCUGGAAUUGGUGGAAAAGUGGAAAGAAGUAUCCCUGAAGUUUACAUUUCUGAUGGCCAUUGGCAUUCUCUCUUCAUUGAAAAGAAUGGAACUUCCACAAUGCUAACAGUUGACAAGACCCAUAGUAGAGACAUCCUACAUGUCACACAAGAUUUUGGAGGACUAAAUGUCCUUACAAUUUCUCUUGGUGGAAUCCCAACUAAUCAGGCCCUCAGAAGCAGUGACCCAGAUUUUGAUGGCUGCAUUGCCUACCUGAAGUAUGGUGAAGAAACCCUUCCCUUCCUGGGAAAGCACAGCCUUGCGACCAUAUCCAAAACAGACCCCUCUGUGAAGAUUGGCUGCCGAGGCCCCAACAUCUGUGCCAGCAAUCCCUGCGGGGGUGAAUUAAUGUGCAUUAACCAAUGGUAUACGUAUAAGUGUGUAUCUCCCGGAGCCUGUGCCUCCAACCCUUGUCAGAAUGGGGGCAGCUGUGAACCUGGAGAAAGGUCUGGAUUUAUUUGCAGUUGCCCAGAAUCUUACACUGGAAGAGCAUGUGAGACAGUGGUGGCUUGCCUUGGUGUCCUCUGUGCCCAGGGACAUGUGUGCAAGGCAGGAACGAAUGGAGCCCAUGUAUGUGUCCCUCUGCCUUACCCAGCUGAGCUCUCUUUGCCACUGUGGGCCGUUCCUGCCAUUGUGGGCAGCUGUGCUACAGUCCUGGCCUUGCUGGUGCUUAGCUUGAUCCUGUGUAAUCAGUGCAAGGGGAAGAAGGCCAAAGUGCCAAAGGAGCAAAAGAAAACCAAGGAAAAGAAAAAGAAGGGGAGUGAGAAUGAUGCUUUUGAUGACCCCGAUAAUAUACCACCCUAUGGUGAUGACAUGACUAUCCGGAAGCAGCCUGAAGGAAACCCUAAGCCUGACAUAAUUGAAAGAGAAAACCCUUACCUCAUCUUUGAUGAGACGGACAUACCGCACAACACAGAGACUAUACCCAGUGCCCCUCUAGCUUCCCCUGAACCGGAGAUAGAACACUAUGACAUUGACAAUGCGAGCAGCAUCGCCCCUUCCGAUGCAGAUAUCAUCCAGCACUAUAAGCAGUUCCGAAGUCACACUCCUAAAUUCUCCAUCCAGAGGCACAGUCCAUUGGGGUUUGCAAGGCAGUCCCCCAUGCCCCUGGGAGCAAGCAGCUUAACUUACCAGCCUUCAUAUGGUCAAAGUCUAAGGACAACUUCCUUAAGUCAUUCUGCAUGCCCGACACCCAGCCAUCUUUCUCGUCACAGCCCUGCUCCAUUCUCCAAGUCGUCAACUUUCUACAGAAACAGCCCUGCAAGGGAAAUGCAUCUUUCAAUAAGAGAAGGGAGCCCUUUGGAAAUGCACAACGAUGUCUGCCAAACAGGCAUUUUUAACUAUCCCACUAGACUUGGAAGAAGAAGCAAGAGUCCUCAGAUGAUGUCAUCACAUAGCUCCAGGCCAGGAAGUCGCUUAAAGCAACCAAUAGGACAGAUUCCUUUGGAGAGCAUUCCUCCUGUAGGACUUUCCAUUGAGGAGGUGGAGAGGCUUAACACACCACGUCCUAGAAAUCCAAGCAUCUGCAGUGCUGACCAUGGAAGGUCUUCAUCUGAGGAGGACUGCAGAAGGCCUCUAUCAAGAACAAGGAAUCCAGCUGAUGGCAUUACAGCUCCAGAAUCAUCAUCUGACAGCGACUCCCAUGACUCUUUCACAUGUUCUGAGAUGGAAUAUGAUAGGGAAAAGCCCAUCGUGUACAACUCCAGAAUGCCCAAAUUAUCUCAAGUUAAUGAGUCAGAUGCAGAUGAUGAAGACAAUUAUGGUGCUAGGCUGAAGCCUAGGAGAUACCCAGGACGCAGAGGAGAGGGUGGUGGACCCGUGGGUGCACAAGCACCUGCACCCAGCAUUCAUGACAAUGCAUCACUUUUAAAACUUGGGCCACAAGGUGGUAACUUCAACUGGGACAACCUUUUGAACUGGGGGCCAGGAUUUGGGCAUUAUGUGGAUGUUUUUAAAGAUUUGGCAUCUCUUCCAGAAAAGACAGCAGCAAAUGUAAAUGAGGAGAGCAAAAAUGGUACAACACAACCAAAAGAUGGGGAGGCUGAACAAUAUGUAUAGGACUUCAGACUGACAUUGUCAGAAUGCAAAAGCACGAAACAUUCAAGCCAUUCUAUCGUUGUAGAUAAGAGAAGGGCAGACUUUUUUUUUUACCCAGGGCCAGUGAUUAGGACACAUUUUUAAAAUAAUCACCUUUUAUGCUGCUGAAAAGGACAGAUACAUUUUUGUUGUUGUUUAAUUUAAUUGGGAUUGGUUGAAUUUGUUUCUCCUGCAUGCAUUAUAUUUCCAAACAAGAUAUUGGGCAUGCGGCAUUUGGAAAUAAUUUUCUAUAUUCCCUGUUUGGUUUGUGAUUUUUAAAUUAAUAAUGAUCAGUUCUCAAAAUGGACACAAGAUGGUUUAUUGUGGAAAGAGUGUUUGUACCCAGUUUUAAUACGUUGUUCCGAAAUGCAAAAAAAAUAUCAAGUAUGUUGUUUUUGCUGGGAGAUAUUUGAAGCAAUUCUGCAGAGGCUGGAUGAAGGAAUGAUGCCCUUGGGCUCUUUUCAAAAAUGUACUUCCUACAUCCUGCAGUUGCUCAGAUCUGGAUACUUUAAGGAACGAUAAGCUUGAGCAAUUUCUGUAUUAUCUUUCUCAAAACAAAGGGUGCUAGAAACCAGUUCAAGCUCAUCAGCACUUUAGGAUUUUCUUAUUUUUGACAAGGUUGUGUGAGAACUUCUGAAUCUUCUAUCCCUAUUUCCCCCAACGAACAGUAUAUCUAGGUAGUAUGGAAACUGAUGGGCAUUAUCAAAAUAAACAUUUUGAUAAGUAGUGUGGAAAAGUGCAAGGGAAGGCUACAAGGCCAAACACUAUUGGUUCUAAGUUAAUCUCAACUUGAACAUUAAUUCUGUAUGUUCUUGGGCAGCCUUCUCCAACUGGGCAUCUUCCAGCUGUGUCGGACUACAAACCACAUCAUGCCCAAACAGCCAUGAUGUGGCUGGGGACGAUCAGAGUUAAAGAUCAAUGCAGUUUGGGUAUGGCUAGUCUUGGCAAAACAUUCAAUAUCAGUGUUUCAGUUUUGCCAUCCAUAGAAAUAAGAGGAGAAUGUCAUAAAAAUGACAAAACCUACCUCACGGGGCCAUUGUGAGGACUGCUUGCCUAUAAAAGUGUUUAAAAGCCAUAAAGCACUGUAAUUAGUAUUACUGCAAUUAGUAUUGUAAACACUGCCUUGCCUUGCCUCCAGGAACUGGGAGUGACCUCUC